CGCGAGAGUUUAGUACGGCCUUUCUCUCUGAGCUGCUGCCAAGGAAAGUGCUACACAUUGAGAACACUUCAUGAUGAGUUAUGCUGAAAAGCCAGAGGAUGUAACACGGGAAGAGUGGAUGGAAAAGCUCAAUAAUGUUCACAUUCAGCGGGCAGAUAUGAAUCGACUCAUUAUGAAUUAUCUGGUGACAGAGGGAUUUAAAGAGGCUGCUGAGAAGUUCAGGAUGGAAUCUGGAAUUGAGCCAAGUGUUGAUCUGGACUCUCUGGAUGAGAGGAUAAAAAUCAGGGAGAUGGUUCUGAAAGGACAGAUUCAAGAGGCCAUUGCAUUGAUCAACAGUCUGCAUCCUGAGCUGCUGGACACUAACCGCUACCUGUACUUUCAUCUUCAGCAACAGCACCUGAUAGAGCUGAUUCGCCUGCGGGAAACUGAAGCCGCACUGGAGUUUGCACAGACACAGCUGGCUGAACAGGGAGAGGAAAGUCGAGAGUGUCUGACAGAGAUGGAGCGCACCCUUGCACUCCUGGCAUUCGAUAACCCUGAGGAGUCACCCUUCGGUGACCUGCUGAACAUGAUGCAGAGACAGAAGGUGUGGAGCGAGGUAAACCAGGCGGUGCUGGACUAUGAAAACAGGGAGUCAACACCGAAACUUGCCAAGCUCCUCAAACUCCUGCUAUGGGCUCAGAACGAGUUGGACCAGAAGAAAGUCAAGUACCCCAAAAUGACAGAUCUCAGCAAAGGCACCAUCGAGGACCCCAAAUGAAAAAAUGAAAUGGCAUCUCUGUGCUUGCAUUCUGCGGGGAACAAUAUGGACACUUUCCCUUCCUUAACUAUUUAUACUCAGUGACUGACACUCAGACAUCCUUUUAUCAUCCAUUUGUUUUGUUUACUUGUUGCUUAUCAGAGACAUUGCAUUAUUUGGGCUGUGGAAAUAAGAUUGUUGAUAUUUAAAGGAUGACUCCUAGCCAAAAUGGAAACACUUUCAGACGCAGAGGGAUUUCUGUGAUUUUGUUUGCUGAGCUGAAUUUAUUGUAUUUUAACCAUUUUUGUUUUUGGCAAAGAACUAUUAUCUCUCUAUUUUGUCAGUGAAUGUUCAGAAAGUAUACACAUAUAGUCGAGGACUGAACCACACUGUUUAGAUCAUUUACAGUUUUACCGGAGGCCUCUGUGUCCACUGAUGUGAGGCACCAAAGGCACAAUAUUGGUGUCAUCAAGGACAGUGGAUUGAUUGUAUCACGGAGAGAGUUCUGUGUGCUUUCAGAACUUAAAGGGAUAGUUUACCUAAAAAUGAAAAUUCUCUCAUAAUUUACUCACCCUUAUGCCAUCCCAGAUGUGCAUGACUUUCUUUCUUCUGCAGAAUACAAAUGAAGAUUUUUGUUGAAUAUCUAAACUCUGUAGGUCCAUACAAUGCAAGUGAAUGGUGAGCAGAACUUUGAAGCUCCAAAAAGCACAUAAAGGCAGCAUAAAAGUAAUCUAUAAGACUCCAGUGGUUUAAUCAUGUCUUAUGUAGCGAUCCAAUCAGUUUUGGGUGAAAACAGAACAUAAACUCCUUUUUCACAGUACAUCUUGCUAUGAUGUCAAGCUUGAUCACACUUCUUAGUGCUUGAUGCAUUCGCAGAGCACUAGAUGGAGCUAGGAAGUGUAAUCAAGCUUGAAAUCAUGAUCGCCAAGGAGACUGCUGUCAAAAUUCUUAGUGAAAAAGGAGUUCUUUUUUUGGUCUGUUCUCACCCAAAAUCGAUUAGAUCGCUUCGGAAGACAAAGAUUUAACCACAGCAGUCAUAUGGAUUAGUUUUAUGCUGAAAUAUUCUUCUAAAAAUCUUCAUUUGUAUUCUACAGAAGAAAGAAAGUCAAACACAUCCGGGAUGACAUGAGGGUGAGUAAAUGAUGAGCAUAUAUUCAUUUUAGGGUGAACUAUUCCUUUAAUUUACCAGUGCAAAGGUAAACAUUUUGUAUGUGCGUUAAAGGACCCUCAAAGAACAUCUGCCCUUUUGAGUACAAAUUUUAUUGCAUAAUGUUAUAAAAUCAAGUGACUUUGUUCUCUA
Messenger RNA from Myxocyprinus asiaticus (Chinese sucker), 2039 nucleotides. Its product is annotated as glucose-induced degradation protein 8-B homolog. The transcript has 5 exons. Lineage: Eukaryota; Metazoa; Chordata; Actinopteri; Cypriniformes; Catostomidae. Gene Ontology annotation, biological process: positive regulation of canonical Wnt signaling pathway; proteasome-mediated ubiquitin-dependent protein catabolic process. Gene Ontology annotation, cellular component: nucleus; cytoplasm. Bases 71 to 760 code for a protein of 229 amino acids. Gene Ontology annotation, molecular function: protein binding. The record is from RefSeq and is a predicted model, not a curated record.